Molecule: messenger RNA, 1231 nt
Organism: Arabidopsis arenosa
Lineage: Eukaryota; Viridiplantae; Streptophyta; Magnoliopsida; Brassicales; Brassicaceae
Source: the annotation of a GenBank genome assembly
CUCAAGUCUUUUUUGAUGCGAACCAAGACGAAAACAAACACAUAAUUGAUUGAGCAAGAAGAUGAUGAUGAAUAUGAAGACCGUUCUUGUAAUCAUAAACUGUAUAUUCCUGGCCAUUGGAAACUGUGGAGGCCCUCUAAUGAUGCGUCUCUACUUCCAGAACGGUGGGGAAAGGAUAUGGUUCUCAAGCUUCCUCCAAACCGUUGGUUGUCCUCUCAUCCUCUUCCCUCUUCUCUUCUCUUUCCUCCGCCGUCGUCGCCGCCUUGAAGAACAAGAAAAUACUUCAUUUUUCCUCAUGAAACUUCCUCUCUUCAUGGCCUCUAUCGUCGCUGGUCUGCUCAUGGGCUUUGACAAUUACCUAUACUCUUACGGAUUAGCUUAUAUCCCUGUUUCCACUGCGUCUUUGAUUAUCUCUGCGCAAUUAGGCUUCACUGCUCUCUUUGCUUUUUUUAUGGUGAAGCAAAAGUUCACACCUUUCACUAUAAACGCCGUUGUUUUGCUCACUGUUGGUGCCGUUGUCCUUGCCCUUAACUCUGAUAGUGACAAGCUUGCUAACGAGACUCACAAGGAAUAUGUUGUUGGGUUCAUCAUGACCGUUGGUGCAGCUCUUCUCUACGCGUUUAUAUUGCCUCUGGUGGAGCUCUCUUAUAAGAAAUCUCGUCAACGAAUCACCUACACGCUUGCCCUCGAGUUCCAAAUGGUCUUGUGCUUUGUUGCCACUUGCUUCUGCCUUGUGGGAAUGCUAGUUGCAGGCGAUUUCAAGGUGAUAGCAAAAGAAGCAAGAGAUUUUAAGCUUGGAGAGUCUUUGUACUAUGUGGUGGUUGUGUUCACGGCCAUAAUCUGGCAAGCAUUUUUUGUGGGAGCUAUUGGGUUGAUCUUCUGUGCAUCGUCUCUGGUCUCUGGAAUUAUGAUCAGUGCUCUGCUUCCCGUGACGGUGAUCUUGGCCGUCAUUUGUUUCCAGGAGAAGUUUCAGGCGGGGAAAGGUGUCGCUUUGUCUCUCUCCCUCUGGGGAUCCGUCUCUUACUUCUAUGGACAGAUGAAAUACGAGGAGAAGACUAAGGCUCAGGAGACACAACUGUCUCAGCUUCCAGUUACUGAUUCUGAAACUUAAAAGCACAACAUGUUACAGUUUGGUUUUAUUAAUGAUGUCUGUAACAUCAACUGUCAAUUUCUGAAAUACUUCAAAUCUAUGAGUUGUGAGUUGCUGAUUGAAUCAAAGAUGAAAUGUAUA